CUCUCGUGUAUUUUUUUUGUAGGAUUUAAAGCCCUCUUCAGCCAAUUGAAAUGAUGGUUCCUUUCACUAAACCCAGGUCCUCGUACCUCAAAGCACUCUUCACAUUUGGCUUCAUCUUUCUAUUUAUGCUGUUCCAAAACGCGAUGAUCUAUACUUCCCUCAAAACUUCUGUUGAUUCCACCAGCGGAGGUCUGUGCGCUUGUGAUAAAUGCGUCACGGAUCUGAACGAUACUGAUUGGUUCUUCACGCGGUUCAACCCCACGGUUCCAUUUCUGCUGAACAGAAGAAACGGUGUGUUGCGGUCAGACGUCUACAGAUGGUGGACGGGUCUGCAAACUGAGAUCACUAAGGUUAACUUCACAGACGUGGUGGACACAUUGUUUUCUCUCUUUCCUGAUGAAGAGCACUACUCAGACGCCGGUCCAGAUCGCUGCAGAACCUGUGCUGUGGUGGGAAACUCUGGUAACCUGCUGGGAACUCAUUAUGGGCCUCUCAUAGAUCUUCAUGACCUUGUCAUAAGGAUAAACAAGGGUCCAACAGAAGGUUAUGAGAAGGAUGUGGGCUCUAAGACCACUCACCGGAUUCUUUACCCUGAGAGUGCUGUGGAUGUAGACAACUCAACCCACCUUAUUCUUCUGCCCUUUAAGAUCAAAGACAUGCGCUGGCUCAUCAGUGCCUUCACCACUAAACACAUCACACGCACCUAUAUUAGAGUGAGACCUACAGUAAACGCUGACAGAGAAAAGGUGAUGAUCAUCCAUCCUGAAUUCAUUAAAUAUGUCUAUGAGAGCUGGCUGCAGAAACAUGGCAAAUACCCAUCAAGUGGAUUCAUUACACUGAUAUUCGCUCUGCACAUCUGUGAUCAGAGCACUACUCAUACGCCGGUCCAGAUCGCUGCCGAACCUGUACUGUGGUGGGAAACUCUGGGAACCUGCUGGGAACUCAUUAUGGGCCUCUCAUAGAUUUUCAUGACCUUGUCAUAAGGUCAAUGUUUUUGGGUUUGGAGCGAAAAGUGACGGGACGUGGCAUCAUUAUUUUGACAGAAGCUUGACUCACUUUAGCAGAGGCAGUCACGGCGGAGACUUUGAAAAUAAGACCAUGAAUGAGCUUCUUUUGUUAAACAAGAUUUCUAUACAUAAAGGGGGGUUAUAACCAUUUUCUCAUUGUGUCCCUAGCACAGGCUUUUAAUGAAACCCUUUUGAAAAGCCUACAUUUUCAAAGCAGAAUUAUUUGUGAAUAUUUAUGUAUUUAUUCACCUGUAUAUAACCAAGAAAAAUUAGACAUUAUUAUUUAUAAUAGCAUAUUGUCCUAAUGGGGAAUGUGGAACAAUAAAGAUUAAAUUCAACCGAUUAAA
Molecule: messenger RNA, 1354 nt
Organism: Carassius carassius (crucian carp)
Lineage: Eukaryota; Metazoa; Chordata; Actinopteri; Cypriniformes; Cyprinidae
Product: CMP-N-acetylneuraminate-beta-galactosamide-alpha-2,3-sialyltransferase 1-like
Exons: 7
Coding region: 51-962 (303 amino acids)
Molecular function (GO): beta-galactoside (CMP) alpha-2,3-sialyltransferase activity
Source: RefSeq, a predicted model, not a curated record